Eruca vesicaria subsp. sativa (arugula) is the source of this 366-nucleotide messenger RNA. The record is from the annotation of a GenBank genome assembly. Lineage: Eukaryota; Viridiplantae; Streptophyta; Magnoliopsida; Brassicales; Brassicaceae.
AUGAUCGUAGAUUGGCACGCGACGCCGGUUCUCGUGGUGCAACACGAUAGGCUGACUCAGUCUAUGUGCUUGGUUGGCUCUACCCUGAGGGCUCCUCACGGUUGUCACUCUCAGUAUAUGGCUAAUAUGGGAUCUAUUGCGUCUUUGGCGAUGGCUAAUAUGUUGACACCGACAAAAGACGGAACAAAAUGGCUUAGUGAUCAAGAAGGGCUUUCAAAUCAAAUGUACAUAGGAAGAGGAAAAAGCAGGGCAGAGAAACGAGUGUGUUACUACUAUGGACGAGCAGGGCAGAGAAACGAGUGUGUCAUGAAACAAAGACACAGACUUUUUAUACCGAGACUUCUGGGAGUGAUGGAAGCAAGUUGA